Molecule: messenger RNA, 2082 nt
Organism: Salvelinus namaycush (lake trout)
Lineage: Eukaryota; Metazoa; Chordata; Actinopteri; Salmoniformes; Salmonidae
Product: complement C1r subcomponent-like
Exons: 9
Coding region: 101-1942 (613 amino acids)
Biological process (GO): proteolysis
Molecular function (GO): serine-type endopeptidase activity
Source: RefSeq, a predicted model, not a curated record
CAGUACCUGGAAGGCUGAGAGGCUGUGAUAUACAGAGUGAGGUAAUCAGGUUUUACACAGCAGGUUCAUUCACCAUAGUCUCUCCUGUCCAAUCACAGUCAUGGACUGGGUCUAUUCAACACUCUGGCUGCUGGGUGUGUCUGUGUGUGAGUUUUGGGUUCCAGUCUCUUCUGCAGUGAUUGGCUGUGGGGAACCUGAACCGUUGCUGAAUGGAAGGGUGGCAUUCAUAUUUGGCUCUCAGAACCAGCACCUCUCAGUCAUUCAGUACCACUGCAAUGAGCAGUUCUACAGUCUUCCUGAAGGACAUAACGGAAACUUCACAUGCUCAUCAGACGGACAGUGGAAAGACCGCCUGAACAGCUCACUGAUUCCUCAAUGUAUCCCAGUGUGUGGUCGUCCUACAGUGAACCUCCCAGGAUUUGGAAGGAUUUUGGGGGGAAAGCCAGCUCCAGCUGGAUCCUUCCCCUGGCAGGUGUUGCUGAUAGUAAAUGGUAGAGGAGGAGGGAUAGUGAUCGGGGACCGCUGGAUCAUGACUGCAGCACAUGUCCUGGGUCAAUUUCCCAUGCGGUUUCCUAUGGUAUAUGUUGGACACAACAAUGUGGAAAACCUCCUCCAGUCUCCUACUCUUGAGGUCGCCUCAGUCCAUAUUCACCCUGAAUACAACAAUGUAGAUUAUGUAAACUAUGACCAUGACAUCGCCCUGAUCCAUCUCAAACAUCCAAUCACAUUCAACGCUCAUAUCAUGCCACUGUGUCUGCCACCAAAGGAUGCUAAAUACCCGACUUGGCGGAAUGGCUUAAUUUCAGGAUUUGGCCUGAAAGAAAAUGAAAUGUCUACCAAUAACCUCAUGUAUGUUCCUCUACCUGUGGUAAACCAGACAAUCUGUAGAAAUUCUAUUGACAGAGUGAGAAUGGAAAAGAAUCUCAGUCUAACAGACAACAUGUUCUGUGCUGGGAAUUCUGAGGGAGGCAAGGACUCCUGUAGAGGAGACAGUGGAGGAGCGUACGUCCUGAAGGAGGGUAAUUAUUUCUGGGCAGCAGGGAUCGUCAGCUGGGGGAUUAACUGUGGAGAGCCUGGUAAAUAUGGGGUCUACACCCGUGUGGCUAACUACGUAGACUGGAUCAAGAAGACCAUAGAGGAGGAAGAGCAAAAAACAAUCUGUGGAAGACCCUUGGUGUCUUUAGAAAUACACCAGAGGAUUCUGGGAGGAGAGGUAGCUCCAAAAGGAACAUUUCCCUGGCAGAUGCUUCUCAGUGUGGAAGGAGGGCGAUCAGGAGGGAUGGUCAUCGGGGACAGAUGGAUCCUGACUGCUGCUCAUGGCCUGGUGCAUCAACAUAACAACCAAGUCAUUAAGAAGAGUGAAGUUAUGGCAUACGUUGGCGACAACAAUGUGGAAAACCUCCUUCAGUCUCCACCUCUUGAAGUGGCCUCUCUCCAUCCUCACCCUGGGUACAACAACACAGACGGGUUAUCCUUCAACCACGACAUUGCCAUGAUCAAGCUCCAGCACCCACUCACAUUCAGUAGUUCCAUCAUGCGAGUGUGUCUGCCUGAAAAGGGUGCUGAAUACUCCACUGGAAGAGUUGGCUGGGUUUCAGGUUUUGGCCUCAAAGAUGAUGAUGAAAUGCCCAGUAACCUCAGGUAUGUCCGGAUUCCCCUGGUGGACCAGGUGAAGUGCAGAAGCUCUAUUGAUGAGGCGAGGAAGAAGAAGAGAGAAGCCCCUGAUUUGACAGAUGGCAUGUUCUGUGCCGGGUUACCAGAGGGUGGAAAGGACACCUGUGCAGGGGAUGGUGGAGGGCCGUAUGUCCUGAAGUAUGGGGGAGUUUUCUGGGCAGCAGGGAUCGCCAGCUGGGGAAUUGACUGUGGAGAGCCAGGCCAAUAUGGGGUCUACACCCGCGUAGCUAACUACGUAGACUGGAUCAAGAAGACCAUGGAGAAUUGAAAUUAUGGCUGAAAAAUUAUGCAAGAAAUGUUUGAGUUUGUCGAGGAUAGCAGGAAAUAUAAAAAAUAAACAUUAGAUAUGUUUUUUAUUGAAUUAAGGGUUUUCUGUAACUGGAGCAUAUUAAAUACAUUUUAAGUCUG